AUGGAAGACAGCAUACUGCCUUCCGAGCUGCUCCGAGCAAUCCGAGAGUCCCUCAAAGCCACUGUCUUCACCACCGACGACGACCGUACCUUCGAUCCCCGAUCUCCCGCGCUCCGAAAGCUCGUGGAAGCUGUCCUGUUCAGCAGGAAAUUCGUAGUAACAUACUAUGCCGUCCUUGCGGCUUCUCUACUGGCUGUCGGGCUUUUGAGAUGGACCAAAAGACUCCUGCCGUCACGGAGGGCGUCGCAGUCGCAGAGUCAUACCCCCGCAUCCUUCGAAUCCUCGAGCAGUACUUUACGAGGCGACGCCAGCUCAGAUGAUGUGGAAGACUUUGAGCGUCGGCCUCUACUUGGUAAAUACGAGGAUACGCACGUCAGGCGCCGAACAUUGUUCUUAAGACUUGUCAGCUGGGCCAAUGCAGCUAGGAUCUAUCAGCCACGUCCGAUUCCUGCUGUAACGGCACCAGCCAAUGUAUUGCCAGCCAACGGCACAUCAGCAGCAAUCGGGCUGUUCAUCGGUGUCAACAUCUUCUACCUAUUGUUCCACACGGCACUCAGUGUACCAAUGCUCUUUGCUUUCGCCGAUCGCGCUGGUCUAUGCUUUGUCAUGAACUUGCCCGUUUUGUAUCUUCUUGGGGCAAAGUCGAAUCAGCCGGUCCAGUUCCUGACUGGAUGGACUUACGAAGGGCUGAACAUCUUUCAUCGACGCCUUGGAGAGUGGAUGAUCGCACUGGCCGCAAUGCACUCAUUCGGUAUGCUCGGCGUCUGGUAUACCUUGCUCCGGCCGUUGCAUUUUCCAUUGUCGCGCUUCAUCACCGGCAGGGUCGGGCUCCUGGGUAUGUUCACAUUUGUGUCAUAUCUCGCCAUAUAUAUCAGCAGCAUAGGGUGGAUCAGGCGUCUUUUCUACGAGCGCUUUCUGGUUCUUCACAUUGUUUUGCAGGUAACUGCACUUAUAUUCCUCUUCUUCCACCACCGCAACAGCAGACCGUACGUGCUGGCGAGCUUUGGCAUCUGGGCUCUUGACCGGAUUGUUGUUCGCACAUGCCUAUCAAGUCAGAAAUCCAUUGCUACACUCGAAGUAGCUGCCGAUCAGGAGACGGUUCUGCUAUACUGCGACAUCCCGAUCCGGGCUCGCCGAUGGUUGAGCAAGGUCACUAUCCGCGAGGGGUGGCUGCCAUCACAGCAUGUGUUUGUUACAGUGCCCGGUAUGGGCUAUGCUAAGCACAGGCUACAAGCACAUCCUUUCACCAUUGCCUCACCGGCACCGCCAGUAUCUCACACUGGGCCCUGGACACUCCAGCUAACAAUCCGCGCUCAAGAUGGCUUCUCCCGAGAGCUCCUCGAGUACGCCAAAUUCCAUCAACACACCGAAGUCCUUCUUGAUGGGCCGUACGGGUCAACUGAAACCCUUGAUGCCACAAAGAAGGCGGACAGGGUCUGUCUGGUCGCAGGAGGCAGUGGCAUUGCCGUCACCUACCCCCUGGCAUGGAGCUUGCACGUCGAAUCCUGGGCUGACUCUCUGCUGAACCGGCGAACGAUCUAUGCUAACGGGCAACUCGUCAAGUCUUCGAUCACUAGCUUCAGACCACUGAACUCGAAGCAUUCGCAUAUCUGGGUCAGACAGGAUGCCGGUAGUGACGAAUGGCUUACGACCUUCCCUCGCUACGACACUAUCAGAGGGCAAAGCAGGAUGCCAAUGACCUCAGCACGCAAUGUCGAGGCAGACGGUAAGGUUGCGGCGGAUCUGGUCGACGCCAAGUUCGAGACCGGCGGGGUUCAUGGGCAUCGUCCAGACCUGCGAUCCGAACUACGUGCGUGGGUGGAGGACGUCUCUCCUACCCUGUUACAGACCGACACCCCAACGACGAAACGUGAGAAGCUCGUCGUCGUCUGCAGCGGGCCGGAAAGCUUGGUUCGAGACGUUCGCAACAGUGUGGCUUCGCUUGUACAUUGGGGCUGGAAUAUAGACGUGCACGUGGAGAAAUUCGGAUGGUAG
Molecule: messenger RNA, 1995 nt
Organism: Cyphellophora europaea CBS 101466
Lineage: Eukaryota; Fungi; Ascomycota; Eurotiomycetes; Chaetothyriales; Cyphellophoraceae
Exons: 1
Coding region: 1-1995 (664 amino acids)
Biological process (GO): iron ion transport; intracellular iron ion homeostasis; copper ion import
Cellular component (GO): plasma membrane
Molecular function (GO): ferric-chelate reductase activity
Source: RefSeq, a predicted model, not a curated record